Petromyzon marinus (sea lamprey) is the source of this 3605-nucleotide messenger RNA. Its product is annotated as bone morphogenetic protein 2. Gene Ontology annotation, cellular component: extracellular region. NCBI's taxonomy places the organism in Eukaryota, Metazoa, Chordata, Hyperoartia, Petromyzontiformes, Petromyzontidae. The record is from RefSeq and is a predicted model, not a curated record. Gene Ontology annotation, molecular function: cytokine activity; growth factor activity.
AUCAGCAGCAGCAACAACACCAGCUAUCAGCAGCAGCAACAACACCAGCUAUCAGCAGCAGCAACAACAUCAGCUAUCAGCAGCAGCAACAACAUCAGCUAUCAGCAGCGGCAGUCCGCAGCAGCUGUGCCCUGCGGUGGCGGCACCCGUUCAGAGGAGUUUCGCUCGGAAGAGAUCACAAAGAUCACUCGACUACGACACAUGGAUGCGUUACGUCCUCGAGUUUAAGAGAGUUGAGUUUCGUUUUACAGAGACGAUUCACAACGAUCUAUAGAAGCAACGAGAAGACUGCACAUCAUCAUUCGUCUUCAGGAAUUCUACAUCGCGAGGGUGCCGCGUUCGCGUUGCGGCACAACGCACCUCGGGAAGGUUCUGGGCGAGUUGAAGACCGAAGGGAAUAUUCAUAAUGAUGACUCGGGUCACGUUUCGGAUCGAACGAGAGACACGGAGAUGAAAGCGACGCAUGAACUGCAUCUUCACUUUACCCGGAGGGCUGCCGAGACGGAAGUCAGGCACAGGUCGAGGAAUUCGUCUCAUCAGGGAAUCAUUGAUCGCUGCCGUUGUAUUAUUUUUACAGUGGCUGAGUGAUUUUCUUUUUGCGUACAUAAGUCUCAAACACGCACACAUACGCGUUUAUAAACAUACACACACGGCCGCACACAGACACACGCACAGAUGUAUGUAUGUUGUAUGUUGAACUUCUUUCGCGCCGUGCGUAACCAAUCGUGCUAAUCGGAAAUGCGGGGGAAGGACAACUAAAUAUGAAAAAGCAGUUCUAAAGAAAUUUGUUUUCAAUUCAGAUGUAACAACAAACACACAUAUCUAACAUUGAUCCCUCACCAGUUGCAAGAGCACUAAUUGCCGUGAGCGUACACCUCUUCAGGCGGCCGAAACAUCACACACUGGCACACGCAAGCACACAGCUCCGAAACUGACACACUCGCACGCACACACCCUCACAUACGUGAUCCCGCUCGCCCGUGAAUAACAAAGGUGGAGCAGAGCAGGCGGUGAUCGAGUAACCGCGGGAGAGGCAGUCCGACACCACAGAAGCCACCGCCCGCCCCCCACGACCACGGUUGAGCCGUGACCCCCCUGGGUGGCCACUCCCGCGCCUCCCCCCGUGCACGAUGCGCGAUUGUGGGGCGGUCUGUGCCACCGCUCCCAGCCCACCAUGAUCGCAGGCGAAGCAGCCGCUCUCAUCAUCACAGCCGCGCUGCUUCACCUGGCCGCACCGCACGGAGGACUCGGGUUUGGAGAACGAGGUGGUGCUGCUGCUGCUGCAAGAGGAUUUGGAGGCGCGGGGGCGAGAGAAGCAUCGAUCGGAAGCGUAGGAGGACUCGGAACGCGACGAGGAGGAGGAGGAGGAUCUGAGAGACGCGCAGACCUCCUCCUGGCAGAAAAGUCUCCGGCGACAACGCUCGGCCGCGAUGACGAGGAGAAAGCGCGGAGUGGGAACUCGCGGCGGCUGCUGGAGGAGCUGGAGGGGAGGCUGCUCGGGGUUUUCGGGCUGCAGAGGCGACCACGACCCGGCACGGGGAUCGCAGUGCCCGCCUACCUCGUGCAGCUCUACCGUGCCCAGCAGCACACGGGGCGCGGAGGCGGCCCCCGACGGCGAUGGGCCCGGGCAGACAAGGAGCGUGUGGGCAAAGACGAUGUGGAUGUCGAGGAGGAGAAGGAGGAGGUCGCAUUCCCACGGGAAGCGCAAGGAAGAGCAAACACCGUCCGAGGGUUUCAUCACGACGAGUCUACGGAGAAGCUCUCACUUGGGCAGAGCACGGAAGACGGAACAACGUGGCACUUCCUCUUCAAUCUCUCGUCCAUCCCGGACUCUGAGGAGGUGACUGCGGCUGAACUGCGCGUGCACCACACACGCGUGCACAGCCCAUGUCCCUCAUCCUCGCCGGCAUGCGAGUUGGCCCCUCGGCUGGAGCGCAUCAACGUGUAUGAAGUUGUGGCGCCGCCAUCGUCUCCAUCGGGCGCUGCCUCCCGGCUGCUGGACACUCGCGUGGUGCGCACAAACGAGUCGCGCUGGGAAGCGUUCGACGUGAGCCCCGCCGUGUCGCGCUGGACCCGGGGCUCCGCACCUAACCGGGGCUUCGCAGUCGAGGUGCUGCCCGUCCGGCGGCCAAGUGGCGGGGUGGCCGCCAAUGGCGUGCCCAGCGAGGCGGUGCUCGCGCAGCCCCGCUCGGGCGUCGCCUCGCUCUUCCCGGGCGAUGGGAGCCACCAGACCGAGCCGAGACCGCUCCUCGUCACUUUUGGCAGCGACGGCCGGGCCCCAUUCACGCCGCGGAGCCGUGCAAGGAGGAGCAUCGGUGGGGCCCCAAGGCAGGCGGCGCACAAGGCGAGGCGCAAGCCGCGCUACAGCUGCAGGCGCCACGCGCUCUACGUCGACUUCCGCGAGGUGGGCUGGAAUGACUGGAUCGUGGCGCCGCCCGGGUACCACGCCUACUUCUGCCACGGCGAGUGCCCCUUCCCUCUGGCCGACCACCUCAACUCGACGAACCACGCCAUCGUGCAGACGCUCGUCAACUCGGUGAACGCGAGCAUCCCUCGCGCCUGCUGCGUGCCCACGGAGCUCAGCCCCAUCUCCAUGCUCUACCUGGACGAGUACGGCAAGGUGGUGCUCAAGAACUACCAGGACAUGGUGGUGGAGGGCUGCGGCUGCCGCUAAAUGGCGCUGUCAAUGCGAGAAGCGCCUGAAGUGUGGAGAGGGGCGACGCUGCGAUGGCAGGCAUGGGGUAAGAGCUCAUUAUGGUGACCUGACCCGAUCCCUGAUCCUAACAACUUAGCCGAUCAGACAUCAGCACUGACGCUACUCCUGACCCCGGCCCUGACCUUACUCCAAUCAUCCCUGAUGCUUUGUUCAGCCCCUUUUUCACAUUUUGUUUGAUUUUUACCUUCGGGGGCCCAAUUUGCAAUUUGACUAAAGUGAGAUAAUUGGAUGAAAUGUUGGAGACAUCUUUGCCAUGAUGGGACACGUGCCAGGGCACCGCUGGCGUGCCGCAGUGCGUUCUGAUGCGAGGCGUGAACAUGAAUCGUGGCGCUGGCAGUGAUCGUGCAGCUAGGGUCCGGUCUCAUCUCGGAAGGAAUGGAGUAAAAUGUGACGACGUAAACAGAAGGACCAUCCUGGCAGGGGCUCUCUGCUUUGGGAAGCACCACUGCAUUUUUUUUCACGAAGUAUUGCCGUGAGAUCGGGGUGGUGCGUGAAGAUGGCGACUCUACAAAGAGCCCUGGGUGGCACGCCAGGCGAAGAGAACCAACGCCGUGCGGCACAAAUGACUCUCGCUAUGAAACUUUCUUCCACUCUGUAUUUAUACAAAAACUAAAUAUACUGGAUGGUCAUGAAUAAUUGUUUUCCUAAAUGAUUAAAUAUUUAUAUAACUAAUGAAACAAAGUCCACACAACAAAUAAGUUCUGCACACGAACAUUUUACCUGCAUUAAUUUUAUAAUGAAACGUUGGGUUAUUAUCGUUAUAUUAUAUAAACUACAAUGAUCACAAAGUUUUAAAUCCUUUAUAUAUUUAUUGUUAUAUCCAUUGAUAUAUCAGCACACAUGUCUGUAUUUAUAUAUUUAGCUAUAAUGAAAAUGUGAAUUUAACGUU